AUGGCGUCCGCAAAUGCUAUCUCUACAGCUUCAAUAUUCUCUUCCCCCAAACAAGGGAAUUUGAGGAAUAGGAGGGUGAACCAGUUACAGGGAGGGAAGGUGAAUUACAGGCAAUCAAGAGGUCGAUUUGUAGUGAGAGCUGCUGCUAAAGAAAUCGCCUUUGAUCAGCACUCCAGAACCGCUAUUCAAGCCGGUAUCGACAAGCUUGCCGAUGCCGUCGGUCUUACUCUUGGCCCCAGAGGAAGGAAUGUUGUCCUGGAUGAAUAUGGGACCCCAAAAGUGGUUAAUGAUGGUGUCAUGAUUGCUCGAGCAAUAGAGUUACCUGAUGCUAUGGAAAAUGCCGGUGCUGUUCUCAUUAGGGAGGUUGCAAGCAAAACCAAUGAUUCUGCUGGUGCAAAUCCAGUAUCUGUCAAGAAAAGCAUUGAUAAAACAGUGCAGCAACUGGUAGAAGAGCUUGAGAAGAAAGCUAGACCUGUCAUAGGGGGUGAUGACAUAAAAGCCAUUGCUUCUAUCUCUGCUGGAAAUGAUGAAAGUAUUGGUAUCAUGAUUGCUGAUGCAAUUGACAAGGUCGGGCCUGAUGGUGUCCUAUCCAUUGAGUCAUCCUCUUCCUUUGAGACAACUGUUGACGUGGAAGAAGGAAUGGAGAUUGAUAGAGGAUACAUCUCUCCACAGUUUGUCACCAACCCUGAGAAAUUGAUAGUUGAAUUUGAGAAUGCAAGAGUGUUGGUCACUGAUCAGAAGAUAUCAUCAAUAAAGGACAUAAUUCCUUUGCUGGAAAAGACCACUCAAUUGCGAGCCCCUCUGCUCAUUAUCGCUGAAGAUGUCACUGGAGAGGCUUUGGCCACUCUUGUUGUGAAUAAGCUGCGAGGUAUCCUGAAUGUUGCUGCCAUCAAAGCACCUGGUUUUGGCGAGAGGGGAAAGGCUCUCCUUCAAGAUAUUGCCAUAUUGACAGGGGCUGAGUAUCAAGCCAGCGAUUUGGGAUUGCUUAUUGAGAAUACCUCAGUUGAGCAGCUUGGUUUGGCCAGAAAGGUGACCAUCAGCAAGGACUCCACAACCAUCAUUGCAGACACCACAACAAAAGAUGAGAUACAGGCUAGAAUUGCACAGAUUAAAAAUGAGUUGGCUGAGACAGAUUCUGUUUACGACUCAGAGAAGCUUGCUGAGCGAAUUGCCAAAUUGUCUGGUGGGGUUGCUGUAAUAAAGGUGGGAGCUGCAACUGAAACUGAACUGGAGGAUCGUAAGCUUCGUAUUGAAGAUGCAAAGAAUGCAACUUUUGCUGCGAUAGAGGAAGGGAUUGUCCCCGGUGGAGGUGCUGCAUUAGUUCACCUUUUCAACUUAUGUUCCUGCCAUUAAGGACAAGCUUGAAGAUGCAGAUGAGCGGUUAGGCGCUGAUAUUGUGCAGAAUGCACUGGUGGCACCAGCAUCUUUGAUAGCUCAAAACGCUGGGAUUGAAGGAGGGGUAGUUGUGGAGAAGGUGAAGGAGGGUGAAUGGGAAACUGGUUACAACGCAAUGACGGACAAGUAUGAGAACCUGGUGGAAGCUGGUGUUAUAGACCCAGCCAAAGUGACAAGAUGUGCAUUGCAGAAUGCAGCUUCUGUUGCAGGAAUGGUCCUUACAACACAGGCGAUUGUUGUGGAAAAGCCUAAAUCCAAGGCGCCCGUGGGUGCUCCUCCUCAAGGCCUUACUGUGUAAUUACCAGCUUAAGUUCAUUGUUCAUUUGGAAUUUAGAGGCGGCUAGUGUCUUAACUGCAGCGGAUCAAGGAAGAGGAGAGACCAGAGGAAUGAAAAGUCCUUUUUCCUUUCUUGCACUUUGAUUUCAACCUUCUUUUCUUUUAACAGCUGGAUGAAACUGAUGAAACUUGGAAUAAUGUGUUAAGUGAUCAUGGCUUGGGCAUUUAACAGCAAGCCUACUAGCAGGCAGAGAAGAUAGGAGUUCAACUUUAACUCAUGCCUUUUCUUUUGAUUCGACUAAAUUAUCUUUGGGCAUUUACGUCUCUUUGUAGGCAAUUGGUUUUUUUGUCGGUUACGCUUUCU
Messenger RNA from Ilex paraguariensis (yerba mate), 2035 nucleotides. The record is from the annotation of a GenBank genome assembly. NCBI's taxonomy places the organism in Eukaryota, Viridiplantae, Streptophyta, Magnoliopsida, Aquifoliales, Aquifoliaceae.